Molecule: messenger RNA, 3382 nt
Organism: Mastomys coucha (southern multimammate mouse)
Lineage: Eukaryota; Metazoa; Chordata; Mammalia; Rodentia; Muridae
Gene: Gimap8
Product: GTPase, IMAP family member 8
Exons: 6
Coding region: 539-2593 (684 amino acids)
Cellular component (GO): endoplasmic reticulum
Molecular function (GO): GTP binding
Source: RefSeq, a predicted model, not a curated record
AGGCAAGGAGCUCUGUGUUGCAGCUUGUGCUCAGUUUCCAGGGGAGCUGAACAGAAGAGGGUCUCCUGCUGAGAUGUAAUGUGCCACCCUUGCUUUGUCCUGUGCUGAGAUGUAUGUGUCAUCCGUGCUUUGUCCUGUGCUGAGAUGUAAUGUGCCACCCUUGCUUUGUCCUGUGCUGAGAUGUAAUGUGCCACCCUUGCUUUGUCCUGUGCUGAGAUGUAAUGUGCCAUCCUUCCUUUGUCCUGUGCUGAGAUGUAAUGUGCCAUCCUUGCUUUGUCCUGUGCUGAGAUGUAAUGUGCCAUCCUUGCUUUGUCCUGUGCUGAGAUGUAAUGUGCCACCCUUCCUUUGUCCUGUGCUCUUUGCAGCUGCUCUUUUUCUCUGGAACCUUCCUAAUAAUUCUCAGACUGCCAAGUGAGCAUCACUGUUUCUGGCUCUGCUUCCUGGAUCCUGGAUGCCGCACUGAGUGGGACAAGGCCUUUGAAGACCCAAGCUUUUGUCCACAGAAGAUGGAUUUGCUUCCACUGACCUGAGGGUAGAGAUGGCGACUUCAUCCCACCAAGGAGCAGCUGCAGGAAGCCAGGCAGAGCCCAGAAGCUGUGAAACAUCCAUAGGACAGGGGGAAAGACUAAGUGCCAGCCGGGGUCAGGAGGGCAGCUUCAAGCAGAGCCAGGGACCAUCCACAUUGCGGCUCCUCCUGCUAGGGAAACAGGGCGCAGGCAAAAGUGCCACAGGAAACACCAUUCUGGGGAAAGCCUUGUUCAAGUCCAAGUUCAUUGAUCACAUGGUAACCAACAGGUGCCAGAGCGAAAGUGUGUCAGUAAGAGGGAAGCAGGUCAUUGUCAUCGAUACCCCGGAUCUUUUCUCCUCACUGAGCUGUCCAGGGGUAAGGCAGCAGAACCUGCAGCAGUGUUUGGAGCUCUUAGCUGAUCCCUGUGUGCUGCUCCUGGUCACUCCCAUUGGCCACUAUACAAAGGAGGACAGGGAGACCAUUGAGGGCAUCCAGGGUCAGUUUGGUCCUAAAGCCUACAGACACAUGAUUGUGGUUUUCACUCGGGAAGAUGAGCUGGGUGAAGACUCGCUACAGGACUACAUCGAGAGCAAGAAGUCUCUGAGGGAGUUGAUUAAAGACAUUGGAAGUCAACGAUGCUGUACUUUCAACAACAAGGCAGACAAGGAGCAGCAGGAACUGCAGGUGCUCAAGCUUCUUGAUGCAAUUGAACUGUUGAUGAUGGAAAGCCCUGGGCCAUAUUUUGAGCCCUUAAAAAUGGAAAGCAGUAGAGUCCAGGGUUGUGGGAAUGGUGUGAUGUAUGAAGGAGACAAUCUGCGUGGUUCAAAGAAGAGGCAGCCUCAGAUCACAGGACCUGACUGUAAAACUGAAAUGCCAGAGCUGAGGGUCCUUCUCAUGGGAAAGCGUGGUGUUGGGAAAAGUGCAGCAGGAAACACCAUUCUAGGGAAGCAGGUUUUUAAGACUCAAUUCAGUGAUAAGCAGCGGGUCACUGAGGCCUUCGCAUCCCACAGCAGGGACUGGAAAGGGAAGACAGUUCGGAUUAUUGAUUCUCCAGAGAUCUCAUCAUGGAAGCUAGAUGAGUCUGAUGUCAAGGAUUACACCUUUCCAGGUCCCCAUGCCUUUCUGCUGGUGACACCACUGGGUUCUUCUUUAAAGAGUGAUGACGAUGUGUUCAGCAUCAUCAAACGUAUAUUUGGAGAAAAAUUCACCAGGUUCACAAUUAUUCUCUUUAACAGGAAAGAAGAUUUUGUGGGUCAGGCUCUGGAUAAAUUUAAAAAGGAAAAUGAUUCUUUCUAUAAUCUCACCCAGAAAUUUGAAGGAAGAUACACAAUCUUCAACUACCGAGCAUUUGUGGAGGAGGAGCAGGGCCAGGUGGACAAACUACUGAACCAAAUCGAGAGCAUGGUGCAGUGCCACAGCAACAAGCCUUGUGUCAUCAGAGAGAAAGAACUCUUAAACAUCAUCCUCUUGGGAAGGAGUGGGGCUGGAAAGAGUGCAACUGGGAACACUAUCCUGGGGAGACCUGCCUUCUGCUCUCAGCUCAGAGCUCAUCCGGUCACCAGCAGGAGCCAGAGUGGCAAGAGGACACUGGACUGGCAGGAUGUUGUGGUUGUGGACACUCCCUCAUUCAUCCAGAUGCCUGGUACUGCAAAGGAUCCUUCCAGGUUAAAGGAGGAGAUCAAGGACUGUUUGCUUCUCUGUGAAGAAGGCAUGAAAAUUUUUGUUCUGGUGCUCCAGUUGGGACGGUUCACCCAGGAAGAUGAGGCAGUGGUGGAGCAACUGGAGGCAGGUUUUGAAGAAAACAUUAUGAAAUAUAUGAUUGUGCUGUUUACACGGAAGGAAGACCUAGGGGAUGGGAACAUUUAUGAUUAUACUAAUAACACAAAGAACAAAGCCCUUAAAAGAAUACUUAAAAAGUGCAAGGGGCGAGUUUGUGCUUUUAAUAACAAAGAAACUGGUGUAGACCAGGAGACCCAGGUGAAAGAUCUGUUGAAAUUAGCCAAUAGUAUCAAAAAGAACUAUGAUGAGCAUUCAAAUUCAUGGGUGGGUCCAUUCAAAUCAACACUAGGCAAAUUAUGGCAUUAAAAUGAGCUCAAGUGAGCAGUUUUAAGGCCUGGGGAGAAUUUAGGGAUGCCAUCAGACAGAGGUGGGAGUGGAUGAGAGGAGGAAGGACUAGUAGGGUAGAUCCUCUCAAAGAAGGUUCAUAACUUUGAAGGCUGAGGGAUAAAUGCAUCUGAUGAUGUAGAUAUUUGGGUAGAUAAAUUGUCAAGUUAAGCCAGGCAGAAGGGAAUUAGAAGACAAAAAGAAUACAGAAGAGAAUAUUGGAAAUGUUUUAAAUAUGAUAUUAAGGAUCAAAACACUUUACCAGUGUAAGUUGGAUAGAGUGAGGGUUGUUACUGUUCCCAAGGCUCAGGUCAAUGUCAAGCCCAAUAAGAUAGUGCCCUGAGAACCAGGGUAUUUAAACACACACACACACACACACACACACACACACACACACACACGCAUGCACACACACACACACUCACAUUCAUGCCUAGCAUGGUAAAGGUAGUUGUGAACCUCAACAUUCCAACUUCACUCUUUGUGCCCAGCUUCGUGGGUAUAUGAAAUUUCUUUCCUGGUGUUCUGUACAUGGUUGAGAAGAUCUACUGGAAGUUGCUUGCAGUGAGAUGAUGAAUAUAAAGUCUUCUCCAAGGUGUAUUAAGGGUCAGAAGAUUUUGAUGAUCAGCCAUUAUCAUAUGUACUUUGAGGGUAAGAUCUAUAGGAUAUGUGUUUAGUUAUCUUCCAACCUACUGAUAAUGAAGUCUGAGAAUUAAUAUGUUUUUGAUAUUGUAUUUUAAUCUUUGCCAAGAGGCCAAGAAAUAAUCCAAC